Molecule: messenger RNA, 1869 nt
Organism: Leucoraja erinaceus (little skate)
Lineage: Eukaryota; Metazoa; Chordata; Chondrichthyes; Rajiformes; Rajidae
Exons: 8
Coding region: 97-921 (274 amino acids)
Source: RefSeq, a predicted model, not a curated record
GACAGGCGGAGAGAGGGAGAGAGGAAGUUUCCAGGCCUCUCACUCCCUCACCUUCCAGCUGAUCGCCAUUCUCCACGUUCUGCACUCCACGAGAAGAUGUCUGGAAGAAAUGUCUCCUGGAAGAAUUUCGCCUCUGGAAUAUUCCUCUGUUCCCUCUUCACUCUCACUUACGUCUUCUCUUCAGGAAAUGUCAUCACAGAGGAACAACAUUACACGUGUAAAGAUUCAGGAAUUCAAGCUGUCCCACAAAUCCAGUCUUUCCAAAACUGCCAACGAGAUGAUAUUUUAAUUAAUGAAACAGUAGCUUGCAAUGAUCUAGGUUGUAUCCCACCGAUGAUAAACAAAACAGCGUUUACUGGAUGCCAUAUUAUUGAACGUCAUUAUUUUUGUAAUGGCACUGAAACACGGCUAAUUUUCAAACCUGUACCAGGUGCCAAGUUGACCACAAUGCCUGGACCGUACAAACAGGGAGAAAGUGUUUUGAUAAACUGCAGUGCCCCAGAAAAUUAUAACGCACACUCGUUCCGGCUAACUAAAGAUGGAACAGACACAGGGAGUUCCUGGAAAACCAUUCAAUUACCCGACUACACAGUGGAAUUCCGCAUCCCCAACAUUAGCAUGGCAGAUAGCGGGAACUAUAGCUGCAGUUACAAAGCAGAAAUUCGCAAUGAGACCUUCAACUCCAGCCAGAGUAACAUCGUAGCUAUCAACGUUGUUGGUCUGUCAACUGAUGCCAUAUAUUGGAUUUGUUUUGGGAUCGUCACUCCGAUCAUCAUCAUCGUUAUCGUUGGAUGGAUUUAUUGGAAGAAAACUCACAGAUGGCCCUUGCAAAGAUCAUUCCAACCUGUCAGAAGUGUUGUAACAUUUGUAUGCAAGAGUCGAUGGAGAGAGACAGGAAACUCUCAAAAGCACAAAGACUGAAGAUACAAUUGAAUGAUACAGCGUGGAAACAGGCCCUUCGGCCCAACUUGCUCUUGAAAGAGCGAUCAGUCGGAUAUAUUAGUUUACAAAAUUGUGUCGUUCUACAAAAGCAUGAUCUAGUAGAAGAUAAGAAUUGCUCCUGUGCCAAGUGUGAAUGACAUUGCAAAUUAUAUGGAACACAAUAUGAAGAAUCGGUUGUCUUUUUAAUGAAGACAUUAAGUUGGAAACCUGCAGAAUAAGGUGGCCGAUAGUGAGCUUCAAAUGGGGGUGGAUGGAGGAAGCAUCCUGCUUGCCUGCUAGAUUUUCACUUACUGUAACUGCAGGAAAAAUGUUCCCGAUGUUGGGGGCGCUCAGAACCAUGGGUCACAGUUUAAGAAUAAAGGGGGGGCCAGUUAGGACUGAGAUGAGGACAAACUUUCUUCACGCAGAGAGUUGUGAAUCUGUGGAAUUCUCUGCCACAGAAGACAGUGCUGGUCAAUUCACUGGAUGUUUUUAAGGGAGUUACAUUUAGUUCUUGGGGCUAACGAAAUCAAGGGAUAUGGGGGAAAAACAGGAAAGAUGUACUGAUUUUAGAUGAACAGCCAUGAUCAUAUUGAAUGGCAGUGCUGGCUCGAAUGGCCGAUGGCCUAUUCCUGCAUCUAUUUUCUAUGUUUCUAUGCUCGAGUAUAUGGCAAUAAAACUCAAGCCACUUGAUUUUGAAGCAUUCAUGCAUGGUGGAGGUAUAAUGUAGUCAUAGAGUGAUACAGUGUGAAAACAGGCCCUUCGGCGCAACUUGCCCACACCCGCCAACAUGUCCCAGCUACACUACCUGCUUUUGGUCCAUACCUCCAAACCUGUCCUAUCCAUGUAUCAGUCUAACUGUUUCUCAAAUGUUGGGUAGUCCCUGCCUCAACUACCUCCUCUGGCAGCUUGUUCCAUACACCUUUGUGUGGAAAAAGUUACCCCUUA